CGUAGAAUGCCUUGAAGAAACUGUAGCUAACCACCUUAUUAGUAUUCCUCUCUCCACUGUGUUUCACUUGCAGCAAGGGAGGGCUGAGCAAAAUGCAGUAGAACAGGGACAGAGACAGAGCUGGCAAUCAUCUCAAUGCAGGCUGCUGGAUGUAGGGGGCGGAGGGGGGAUGCAGCAAAGCAAGAUUAAUAACCUUGCCAUAAUCCCAUGCACCCUGGCAGGAGGUGCCUCUGGUGACCAAUCCGUCCCUCUCUUGAUUAAUUAGACAGCGUGAGUGAGUGGCUGGCAGUCCACCUGCCUUUUUUGAGAGGGUGGGGGGGCUGCCUGCAUUUGCCGUUCUUUGAAACCUCUACCCAUCUGGGAAGGUAACAGUGAGACGUACCAUCUGCAGCAUACACAGCCGCUAUUGGAGGCUUACCACUGACAGUUUUGCUAUACAGUUUUGGUGAGCAAGGAGCAAGGUGUAUCGUGCAGAGGGGGGAUUUCUAUCAUUGGGACACUGAUUCCUCCCCCCCCCCCCACAUUGUGUUUGAAUUCUGGACUUACUUUUGGCAAAGUCUCUUGGACACCUUUUCUCUCCCUCCCCUCCCCAGGGUUGGAUGAUCAGGAAAUGAUGGACCAUCUGAAAACUAAUUUUUGUGCUCCUGUGUGACUUCGGGUACAGCUGGAGGAAUUUUAAUUGCCCUUGGAGAAGUUUUAUUAACAGGGGGAACUAUCAGAAAGAAAUGAAUUUCUCUCAUACAAAAGAUCAUGAUGGCUUAAAGAUAUGGAGGCCAAAGAAGAUGUCAUUUGACUGGAUAUGCUGAAUAUUGUGUCCAAGUGAAAAGAAAAACAGUGGGGAAGGGUCAGAGGGAAGAACAAAAGCAAAUUGCCCUAUUCAAUCUGUUGAUGAGGCGACAUACAGAGUAAGAGAAAACAAACAAACCAGGAAAUGGACUCCAUUUUGGAAAUUUGGGAUGUUUUCCAAUGAAGACUCCUGCACAGGACCAAUGUCACCUUCAUCACCAGCCGUCAUAUUUUUUAUUGUGCCGACUGUCACUCCAGUGCAAGCAUCCAAAAUGAUUUCUUAAGAUUGAGACUAUGAAGAAAGACUGGCAGUUUGUAACAAGAGGGUUGGCUUCUAUUUUGCUGGCCCCAAGAAAGAAGUCCUUUGUCUGUGUAACUCAAGCAGAUAGACUAACCACUAGAGCACCUGCAUUAUUGGCCAGGAACGGAGAAGGGCAGAAGAUGGACUAGGUAUUCUGACUAUUGGAACUCCUGAAGGACCAACACCAAAUAAAUUAUGAAUGUUGAACAAGAUGACCUUACAUCCACAGCAGAUAAUGAUAGGUCCUAGGUUUAACAGGGCCCUAUUUGACCCCUUGCUUGUGGUGCUACUGGCUCUUCAACUUCUUGUGGUGGCUGGUUUGGUCAGAGCUCAGACUUGCCCGUCUGUCUGUUCCUGCAGCAAUCAGUUUAGCAAAGUAAUUUGUGUGAGGAAGAAUUUGAGAGAGGUCCCUGACGCCAUCUCCACAAACACACGGUUAUUGAAUCUCCAUGAGAACCAGAUCCAAAUCAUUAAGGUGAACAGCUUCAAACACCUGAGACAUCUAGAAGUCUUGCAGCUGAGCAGAAAUCACAUUAGAACAAUUGAAAUAGGGGCCUUCAAUGGUCUGGCUAAUCUCAAUACUUUGGAACUUUUUGACAAUCGUCUUAGCACCAUCCCGAAUGGGGCUUUUGUGUACCUGUCAAAACUGAAGGAGCUUUGGUUGCGAAACAACCCCAUUGAGAGUAUUCCUUCUUAUGCUUUUAAUAGAAUCCCUUCCCUGCGAAGGUUGGACUUGGGGGAAUUGAAAAGGCUUUCAUAUAUCUCAGAAGGUGCCUUUGAAGGUCUGUCCAAUUUGAGGUAUUUGAACCUUGCUAUGUGCAACCUUCGGGAGAUCCCUAACCUCACGCCACUUGUAAAACUGGAUGAGCUAGAUCUUUCUGGGAAUCACUUAACUGCUAUCAAGCCUGGGUCCUUUCAAGGAUUAAUGCACCUGCAGAAAUUGUGGCUGAUCCAAUCCCAGAUUCAAGUGAUUGAAAGGAAUGCCUUUGAUAACCUUCAGUCACUAGUGGAGAUCAACCUGGCCCACAACAAUCUAACACUACUGCCUCACGACCUCUUUACACCUCUCCAUCUAGAAAGGAUCCACCUACAUCACAACCCUUGGAACUGCAACUGUGACAUCCUGUGGCUCAGCUGGUGGAUUAAAGACAAAGCGCCCUCCAACACUGCAUGCUGUGCCCGUUGCAACACGCCUCCUAGCUUGAAAGGGAGGUACAUUGGUGAGCUGGACCUGAAUUACUUCACGUGCUACGCUCCUGUGAUUGUGGAGCCACCAACAGACCUCAACGUCACCGAAGGCAUGGCUGCAGAGCUGAAAUGCAGAGCAUCAACAUCCCUGACCUCUAUAUCUUGGAUUACUCCAAAUGGGUCUGUUAUAACACAUGGGGCUUAUAGGGUUCGGAUUUCUGUGCUCAGUGAUGGCACGUUAAAUUUUACGAGGGUGACUGCGCAAGACACGGGCUUGUAUACAUGCUUGGUGAGUAACUCUGUUGGGAAUACCACAGCUUCUGCAACACUCAAUGUAACUGCACAGGAGUGUAUUACUUAUUUUUCAACCAUCACAGUAGAAACUGUGGAACCUUCUCAGGAUGAGGCGCGGACAACAGAGCAGGUUUGGCCCACACCGGUCAUUGAAUGGGACACCACCAAUGUGACAACCUCUCUCACACCACAGAGCACAAGGUCAACGGAAAAAACAUUCACCAUCGCUGUGACAGAUUUGAGCAAUGGGAUUCCAGGAAUAGAUGAGGUUAUGAAGACUACCAAAAUCAUAAUUGGUUGUUUUGUGGCAAUCACUCUUAUGGCAGCGGUGAUGUUGGUCAUUUUCUACAAAAUGAGAAAGCAACAUCACCGGCAAAACCACCAUGCUCCAACACGAACUGUAGAGAUCAUUAAUGUGGAUGAUGAGCUUACAGGUGACACGCCUAUAGAAAGUCAUUUGCCCAUGCCAGCAAUAGAGCAUGAGCACUUAAAUCACUAUAACUCUUAUAAGUCUCCUUUCAACCACACAACAACAGUUAACACAAUAAAUUCAAUACACAGUUCAGUGCAUGAACCAUUAUUGAUCCGAAUGAACUCGAAAGACAAUGUGCAAGAGACUCAGAUCUAAAACAUUUACAGAUUUAAAACACAAGACAGUUUAUUAAAAAAAAAUGACACAAAUGACUGGGCUAAAUCUACUGUUUCAAAAAAAAAAGUGUCUUUACAAAAAAAGAAAUUUAUUUAUUAAAAAUUCUAUUGUGAGAGAAAGCAGACAAAAUUAUGUGUAUUCCUCAGAACCUCUUUUUGCUGCACUUAUUUACCCUACUUCUUUCCCUCCCCUUUCUUCUUCCCCCCUUCCCAAGCCCAUUUGCCAUAUUUUUCAUAGAACAACUUGAUUCUCUAAAAAAAAGAUUAAAAAAAACUGGUCUAGGGAUUUUUGUAAGAAUUCUGUUAACGCUUUGGGAAUUUUUAUGGUGAAUUCUAGUGGUGAGAUUCGGUCUAUUUUGUCUUUCUUCAUUUCAUUUUCUUCUCAUGCCCUUUUUGAAAUGGUUCAACAGGGAAAUGGAUGUUAGUGGUAGAUUCACAAGAACAAUCAAGGAACAACAACAGCAAAAAUAACAAAACAUUUUAUUUUUAUUUUUCACAUAAUGACCUGUUCUGUAUUUCCUGAAGGGACCAUUCUGUGGAAGAAGAAAACAAAAACAAAAACAAUCCAAGAAAUUAAUUUUCAUGUGAGCAUCUAUAAAACCCAUGAUCUUUUAAACAAUUCUAGAACCAGGAUUUGUAGUUCAAACACUAAAAUAAGAUUAUAAAUAAAAUAUUGUUGGUUUUUUUCUGUA
Messenger RNA from Lacerta agilis (Sand lizard), 3909 nucleotides. It is a transcript of the gene LRRC4C, whose product is annotated as leucine rich repeat containing 4C. The transcript has 6 exons. The record is from RefSeq and is a predicted model, not a curated record. Bases 1287 to 3197 code for a protein of 636 amino acids. Gene Ontology annotation, cellular component: glutamatergic synapse; postsynaptic density membrane; plasma membrane. NCBI's taxonomy places the organism in Eukaryota, Metazoa, Chordata, Lepidosauria, Squamata, Lacertidae. Gene Ontology annotation, biological process: synaptic membrane adhesion; modulation of chemical synaptic transmission; regulation of axonogenesis. Gene Ontology annotation, molecular function: cell-cell adhesion mediator activity.